This is a messenger RNA of Eurytemora carolleeae, 2694 nucleotides long. RefSeq lists its product as uncharacterized. NCBI's taxonomy places the organism in Eukaryota, Metazoa, Arthropoda, Copepoda, Calanoida, Temoridae. The transcript is spliced from 4 exons. The coding region runs from base 1 to 2505 and encodes 834 amino acids. The record is from RefSeq and is a predicted model, not a curated record.
AUGGUUUACCUUAGUCUCUUGGCGUACGGUCGAUACAGACAAAACCUUCUCGACAAAAACAAAUCUGAAAAUGUUAAUCCCCUUGUCCCGUAUCAAGAUGAUGACAUUCAGAUAAUCGAAGAAGAAAAUCCACAAAAUAAUAAAAAUAAAUUUAAAGCUUUUAGUUCCAGCUUUAGUAAUGUAAAUCCUAGCAGUGAAAACAUAUUGCCAGCUGAACCAUCUCCUAGCUUACAGAAAAAACUUGUUUUCAACAUAUCUCCCAGUAAUACUGUUAAGGAUACCCCGUUUAAAAAGCAGAUGAUACCAAGUACAGUCAUUAACAAACAAACCAAAAAAACAAUUACACUCCCUAGAAAUCAAGUACAAAGCGCAACUAAUACAAUCCGUCAAAACUCAGAUCAUCAAGAUCUUGGUUCAAUUCCGCAACCACCAGUUCAAGUCAAGUCGAACAGUCCAACUAAACCUACAAAACGUCCUUCUCCGACCCUAGUUCCUUCUGAGGAACCCUUGACAAAGAAACGCUUUUCAAACCUAGAUCAUGUAGCUGAGUCUGUCUCAGUUCCUGUUCCAAUCCCUACUUCUGGACCUACAACUGUUCCUGGUCCACAAAAUCUAGAACCGUCCCAAAAUUUAUGCCCAUCUAAGUCCCGAAAUGUCGAGGGAACUGAGCCUCAAAGUUUAGAACCAUCUGGGCCCCGAAAUGUCGUAGUAACUGAGCCCCAAAAUCUCAAACCAAGUGGGCCCCGAAAUCUAGAAACAACUGGGCCCCAAAACGUCGAUGUAACUGAGUCACAGAAUCUAAAACCAACUGGUCAUCGAAAUCCAGAAACAACUGAGCCCCGAAAUCCAGAAACAACUGAGCUCCGAAAUCUAGAACCAACUGGGCCCCGAAAUGUGGAAGGAACUGAACCUAAAAAUGAUUCUGGAUCAGUCCAGCAAAUGCAUCUGAUUGAAUCGGACAUCACUGGAAAUCAAAAUCUAACGGAAGUCCAUAGGAAAAAAUUUACAGGAUUAAAGAUCACAAUAUCUCCUUCGUUAAAACAUCUGAAAAAUCAAGGCUGGACAUUUGAGAAUCAUGGUAGACGUCUGAACCCUGAGUCUGAGAUAGAACUGAUAGAUCUUGCAGACGAUCCCCCGGAACCUCGUCUCAACAAAUCUAUGGAACAGAGAGAAGACAACAAAGUUGAACCUGAACCUAUUCUGUUGACAGAAAAGGAACAAGAGUUAGUAUCAGAAUGCAAGUCUGUUACCGAAUCUGAUAUAAAACUAAACAUAGACCAAGAAGCAACCCUGGAAAUAAAAUCAAACUCUGAACCCACAUCAAAAUCAGAAGCAGUCAACCAACUUGAACAUAGAAAAGAUUCUGAUCUUGAAGGAAUCCCAGAACCUGGUUUGAAACCAAGUUUAAUGUCAACUGUUUCAGAAAGUCCUUUUUACCUUGAGAAAGCCUUUUCUCCAUCUAAUGAAGAUGCUGUUGUUGGAGAGGAUUUUGGAACUGUUUUUAAAACGGAAAAGGCUGCCGCGAUGGAUUCAAACCAUUUCAGACAGGAACAGGUCAGGUUCUGGAACGAAGGAACUAAAUCAGGAUGGAAUGAUGGAACUCAGCCUGUGGCUAAGGCAUGGAACGCUGGAACGGAUUCUAUUUUUUCGGUAUCAAACUCAGCAGAACGUUUAACUAAUAAUCAGUGGAAUGAGAGCGGCGAAGUGAACGCACAGAGUUAUAAAUCUGCAAACUGGAACCCAAACACCCACGCAGGGACUCAUGAUUGGAACGUUUACUCUCAGAACCAGAAUACGUUGAUAAAUACCAACCAGGCUGCAUAUUAUAACUCCGGAGUACCUGCGGUGGAUCGGCUGAUUGGGUCAGAGUUUGCUGAGGACGAUUCUUUCUCCAGCCCUGGAUACUAUACUGAGAACCAAUCCACUAUGUAUAAAAAGCAUCCAACUAAUCUAACACAGGUUUUUUCUCUGCCAGAAGAAAGCAGUUUAGGCGGAAAAGAAGAUAGAGGAAGUGGUAACAGAGGGAGAGGAAGAGGAGGAGGAAAUUGGGAAGGAGGAGAAUGGGAAGGAGAGUGGGAAGGAGGAGAAUGGGGAGGUGGUGAUUGGGAUGAAGGGGGAUAUAGGGUAGAAGGAGAUUGGAACAGUGGUAGUUGGGGAAGAGGAGAUUUGAGAGGAGGAGAAAGAGGAUUCGGAACCAGAGGUAGAAGAGUUCAAGGAAACGGAGAUGGAAUAGGUGGAAGAUCGAAUAGAGGAAGAAGAGGAAUGGGAGAAUUAGAAUCUAGAAGAGGGAGAGGACGAGGAAGAGGAAGAGAAGGAGAGUUUAACGGCUGGAGGGGAGGAGGAGGGGAAAAUAGAGGGAGAGGUGGAAGAGGUGCAAGAUGGGAUAGAGGGGGAAGAGGCCGAGGAGGUGGAAGAGAUGAAAGAGAUUUGUUGGAAAAUAGUGAAGAAACUCUGAGCAAACCCGAAAAAAUUGCAUUUGUUUUCUCAAGAGACGAGAUAAGAUAGUUUGUGCUUGUGAUAAUACAGUAAAUAUCAAGAGAUAAGGAAUGUGAUAAAAUUAUCCUUAGUACUCUACCAACAUUGCUUCAGAUUACAAGACUACAGGAAAAACUGGGCAAACAUGUUUUUUUUCUCACUUUUUUCAGUAUCCAUUUAAUUUUGAUGCGGGUCCGGAUCCGGAUCCGGAUUCUGGAU